UACAUGAUGUUCCUAUUAAGGCUGUUAAUUACUUAUGCUGUGCUUUUGCCAGCUUCAUUGGAAGACAUGGCUGGCCAGCUAGCUAGCUAGCAAGCUUACUUGGGCUAGCGCUAAUGUUAGACGCUCUUCGAUUGAUUGCAAAAUUAGCUACAUUUUGGUGAGAUGGGCAUCUUUUACAGCUAAUUUCACAGUCAGAUGAUAUAUUUUGUGUUUGAAUCUGUAGUUAUGUCAUGAGUUAUGUCAUGUUAUUCACUUGGUUUUAAGUGAUGCAAUCUGGAAUCCAACAUUCCCAGAGCUAACGUUAGCUAGGCAACUGUCAAUUUGCCCAUGGUGUCAGUCUGAGAUGCAAGUACAGUCCCUAACUAAUAUAAUACUAGUAUCUAAUAUACUAAUACCAGAACCAGUAUCUGGGCAGAGGAGACGAUGAAUAUGACGAGUUCAUCAUCUCCUCUGCCCAGAUAUUGGUUCAACUAAUACCUAGCUACCAUAUAGCUAUGUUGUUUAGCUAACUAGUUAAACACGUUCACGUUAUGUCUCUGUGAAGUUAACUUCUGUUUCUGGCAAGCUGUUGGCAACUUGGCCAACUAGUUUUUUUUGUGCCUUUAUUUUAGCAUCUAACUUUAAUUAAUUUGUGCAAAUGUAGGGUAAUUCGACAAAUUGUUGAACUUGUGAACAUAAUCGUUGAGGGAUGUGCACUUCACAGUACAAUGUCAAUGCCACCAUCAGCUGUCAGAUGACAAGUGUCAUUUUUUCUUUUUUCCCCUCGAUGAGCCACUAUUAAACAUGAAUUCCUUCCACAACUUGUGUGGAGCGACCAGAGAUCACCCAAACCGAUGAGGUUUUACUGAUCCAGUUAAGAUUGUGUUCCCUUUUCCACAUUUGACAAGCGGAAAGAAUGUCGGAAAGGGCCGAUGAUGACGUCAGGGGGGAGCAGCGCAGAGUGGCCAGGCAGCUGAAGCAGCAACAGCAGCAGAUCCAGCGGGGAGAAGGCUCCACAGCAAUGGCGACUGGUGCGGAGCGCAGAUCCAUGCCUAGUCCAGAAAUAAUGUUGGGACAGCCUUGGAGCAGCUGGGUCGAUGCUGCCAAACUCCACGGCAGCGACGGUGCCGAAUCAGAGGAAAGUUUGAAAGAGUUCGGGAAAAAUCGAGAAGCCAUGCGACUGUGCAGAGAUGACAUGCCCAUAUUUGGCCAGUGUCCAGCACAGGAUGACUUCUACCUGGUGAUGUGCAGCCACUGCAGUCAGGUGGUGAAGCCCCAGGCCUUCCAAGCACACUACGAGAGAAGACACAGCUCGUCCAGUAAGCCCACCUCCACCUUAGCCCCCUCCUCAGCCUUCUCCCUGACCGCUCUGUCUCGGAGCAGGAGCAGUGGGCCGGUUGGUGGGGGUGUCAGUGGGGGGGCCAUGGGCCGCUCUUCCAGUGGGACCAGCACCUCGUCCAUCUCCAAAAUCCUCAAACCAGCCAAAGAGAAGCUACCAGGCAUCCAGCAGAGACCUCACUUCCCUCCCUUCAGGGUGCUCAACGACAAGGUCCUGACCCCUGCAGUCAAAGUGGAGAAGAUGCGUCUGAAGGUGGAUUCGUCAGCCAAGUUGGUGCAGGUUCCUUCGGCCCACUUAUCGUCCUCUUCCUCCAGCAGCACUGUGAGCUCCUCGUCACCCCUGAAGCCAGGCCUUAACUGUCCCUCCAUACCAAAGGCUCCCCUGCUUGCACCCGGCCAGAUCCCCAACGGCAAGGGCCACCUCUCCCUCUCUGCCCUGGAAAAGAAGCAGGACAACAACACCAGUAGCAGACAACACCUCUACAAGAGACUGUCAGAACGUGAGUUUAAUCCAGAUAUCCACUGUGGGGUCCUGGAUAUGACAGCUCGGAAGCCAUGCACACGAUCGCUAACAUGCAAGACACAUUCCCUAAGCCAGCGGAGGGCAGUGCUGGGCCGGAGGAAACGCUUCGACACACUGUUGGCAGAGCACAAAAGCAAAGCCCGGGAACGGGAACUGCAGCACCCCCACCCCCUGCAGACCACCCCUCUCAGGGAACCCCAUCCCUCCCCCUCACGGCUCGCCCCCCACCACGACGCCCACCAGGUCGCUCAUGGCAACGGAGCCACCGACGCCACCAAGCCUUUGGCGUUUGGCAAGCCCAAACCUCACAAUCUUGGUCUUCCACGGCUGAACAGCAUUAUCUCUGAUGGAGGUGGGGGUACCCCGGGAGACCCCCACCACGCUACGUCCGCUCCUGACGGGGGCUCCCGCCUGUCCAGUGACGAGGGGGAGAACGAUGAGCGGGAGGAGGGCACAGACAAACUGGACUGUCACUAUUCAGGUUACCACCCACGGCCGGCAGCUUUUUGUACCUUUGGAAGUCAACUGUUUGGGAGAAGCUGCUACUCGUUUGACCGGCGCUGGGAUCGAAUGCGAUGUGCUCUUACCGCCAUGAUGGACAAGCACGUCAACACUCAGAUGUGGAAAAAAAUCCCUUUCGCCUUGGAGAACUCCUCCUCUUCUUCUUCCUCUGCGCCGGCCCACAGGACAACCACAAACUCCUUAUCCUCUUCACACGGUAGCGCCCCUGCUUCGGGCUUCCUCAGCCUCUCCUCUGCGCCCCUUCCACCCCCCUACACUCAGUCCUACGACAGCAAGUCUGUGCUCUCGUACGGGACGACCUUAAACGCCCGUGCCUCCUCCCAGGGCGCGGCCGACCACCCUGCCUACAGCGCAGCACAGGCCAGACAAGUGUCUUCGUCGCCCCAGAUGCCUUCAGCCCACUCCUCGGUCCCCUCCCUGUCCUCAGGACGACCGCUCAAGUCCAGAUCCAGUGGCAAGUCCUUCAGACCCCGGGAGUCCUCCUCCACAGCUGCCAUAACCAACUCCACCAGCGGGGGCAGCAGUGGAGGAAGCAGCAGCAGCAGCCUCAGCUCGGGGAAGAAGAGGAAGAACAGCUCCCUCCCUACAUCGUCUCACGCUACCACCUACUCCUCAGAGUCCUCUUCCUCCUCCAACACCACCUCUUCCUCCUUCAAGAAGAACUGCACAGUUCACAGUGGCAGCUCAGGGAGCACGUACCACCAUGCCUCACUAGUCUCCUCCUCCUCGUCUCACAGUGGCGUCCACAGUGUGGGUCUCAACUGUGGCCCCAACGCCCGGACCAACUCCCUCAGUCUGAAGGCAGAGCCGUCGGGGCCAGCGGGGUUGUCGGGGCCCGGGGUCAGAGGCCCCCCCUCGGGCAGCCCGGCCGAGUCCAUCAAGAGGAUGAGUGUAGUGAUGAACAGCAGUGACUCCACCCUCUCCCUGGGGCCCUUUGUCCACCAGGCCCCAGAGCACCACAGCAGCUUCAGCCAUGCCCACAACGACGGCCGCCUAGAGGGGAAGAAACGCAAGGGCUCCCCCGCUGUCAGCUCCAUCAACAGUGGAGGAGGUGGUGGUUUAGGGGGCGGUGGCGGGGGGCCGGGCAGGCCCAAAGUGGCCAAGUCUCCAGCCAUCAACAACAUCCACAGCAAACAUGGACGCACAAUCCCAGGAGCCACGGGGCUCACCAACAACUCCCUCAUCCAUCAGCCAAAGGCCCGCCCCUGACAGCGAUGGCUGGGUUCUCUGUAUGGAACCGAGGGGCGGAUGAAUAGGAGGCAAUCUGUGCGCUGCUCUGGACUGCACAAGGCCUUCUAAUACGUUACUCUCAGCUUCCCAAGAUCCUCAGGGUGGAGAUGAUCUGGACAGCCCAGUGACGUCACUGUUAUCGUCUAUAGUGUAACUAUUCCUCCCAAAGCCAUGUAGGAGCACCGUGUGGAGGUGACAGGCGUUAACACCCGGAGUGGGUCACACUUGGCCCCCUGUCAGUCAGGGUACCGAGGUAGAUCUUCCUAUGGGGAAGACAGGAGAGAAAAGGAGGGAGUAGGAGCCUGUCUGCCCUUUGACCUAUUGUUGAAAUUCCAGAGGUACGGAGGAAGGGAAAAGUGCUGGCACAACAGCCAUGGCACUGCCCACCAACCAUCAUGACGCAGAGCCACUGGGAUUGACUGGAGAGCUCUCAAGCCGCAAUCUGUUUGUUUCCGAUGUGUGUGUGUGUGUGUGUGUGUGUGUGUGUGUGUGUGUGUGUGUGUGUGUGUGUGUGUGUGUGUGUGUGUGUGUGUGUGUGUGUGUGUGUGUGUGAGAGACUAGAUUCUACUGGAAAUUCAAAUGUACACCUCCACGCCUGAACUCAGAAGCCUUGGAAGGAGAGGGCAGGAUAAGGAAAAACUGUCAGUUGCAACACUUCGAACACAAUCACAUUGUUGUUUUUUUAAUGCUUCCACUACAUUUUGUCAGUUGGUUUUAAUCAGUGUGACGUGUACAUAACGUCAGGUUAUGUAUAGUAGCCAGAGAUGAACCACAUGAGGAGCAGAUUCAGUCAAUUCUAUAUGAGUUCCAUACAUGACCCAAACAAUUAUGCAAGUGUUACUUUUUUAUGUUUCUUAAGUUUUUCACUGAAUUUAACUACAAACAUCUGUGUGGAGAAGAAAGUAAAUUGUACAUGCAUAUGUGGAAAAAGGAUGCCUGAUACGACAAUUUGAUUGAACGGUUGUGAAAGAGGGACUACUUGUCUUGAGGACAAGUGUUAAUUCCUACAAUAUUUUUAACUUACAAAUGAACAGCUACAGUAGACCUAGCCCUAACUGUGAACAGCACUAAACAAACACAGACCCACUACUUGCUUUAGGACAUUUUAAGACGGGCUUAUUUUCCCCAAAAGCUAGCCAAAGGCAGCCAUCCAUUUCUCCCACACUAGUCUGUAACCACUACGCCAGCUUUGGCUAUUGGCUAUUAUGAUUUCCAUUCCGGUACCUUCAGUUAUGUCACAAUACAGUUGUCCAUCACACUUGUCCUUCGUCAAAGCACGGAAUCUUAAACUGGCAAUACUUCCCCGUCUGUCUCUCUGAGAUGAGAUGAUGCUCCAUUGCCCCAUCUGUCUCUGAGUUGAUGCUCCUUGGGAUCGUGUUUUAUUUUGGGGGGGGGGGUGAGAUUCAUGGAGAUGGCUUCAGAGUAGGUUACUACUUUUUGUAACUCCUGUAAAUUUCGUAAACUCCACUGAUGUCAGGCAGCGAGCUUAGCUGAGAAGCCGACUAUUUUCUAUCUUACUUUCGCUUUUUCUUGUAUGAAUUGAACAAAUAUCGAAGUAUCCCUAUUUCAGAAUACAUAUUUUAUUAACGAAUUGUACAUAUUGAAAUAUGUAUUUUUGCACAGGCAUUUUCUUAUACAAUUUUUUGGGGUACAAUUGAAAUCAUUAUUAUUUAUUAAAUGAAAGAACAAGUUUAAGAACAUAACUUAUUUGAAGUGGUUCACUGCCAAGUCUAUAAUGCAAUAGGCCUAUAAUUAGAGGUUGAAGCAUCUCAUGAAUCAUGUACUGGGAUCCU
This is a messenger RNA of Oncorhynchus keta (chum salmon), 5385 nucleotides long. Its product is annotated as ataxin-7-like. Bases 896 to 3571 code for a protein of 891 amino acids. The transcript has 13 exons. Lineage: Eukaryota; Metazoa; Chordata; Actinopteri; Salmoniformes; Salmonidae. The record is from RefSeq and is a predicted model, not a curated record.